AGAAGUGAAUAGCUGGGCCGCUUGGCUUGCGAAGCUCGCCACUUCAAGGCGCGUGAUUGUUCUCGGCAGUCAAAGAGAAUUCAAAUAGAGAUAGAGAUACAACAGCUCGACAGUGAUUAGGCUAGCUGAGCCGCUUGCGAAGCUUGGUAAUUCAAGGUGCGCGAUCGUUCUUGACCCCAAAAGAUGCCACCGGCGCAACGGCUGCGAAGGCCGCGCCGUCUAGAGUCGAAAGCAACCAGUAACAUAUGUCGAGAUCGUUUACUCGAGUCGAAUUUGAUCAGAUUAUCGCUCGGCAUACAUAGGACGUUUCGCCCCCUACUUAGGGCAGCUGUUUCAACUCAUGCGUGAAAUCGAGUUGAUUAAUAUCGGGCCCGUUUAUUUAGGAAGCUUGGCAUUAAAAAGAAAGUCCCGUCGACAGUUUCGGAGUAUUGAUCUGGGCAACAUUCCCUGCCAAGACUCCAGAGUGUGUAGAAGUGAGGUGGCUAGAACAACAAGACAACAAUGUAGAGAAGUGGAUUGCAUUGGAUCAACAGCUGAAAGAACGAGAGGGACCGACCUACUCCUAUUUUCUCGUAUAUGUACUCCCUGUCCCUUAGACACGCGUCCACGUCUACAGGACUGAGAAAAGAUGCCGCAGUCACCACCUCGCUGUCGCUUGCCAGAGGACAUCUUUCGACAGGAGGUGAGCAACAAGGGAAUAAACGAAGUACAACUAGAGCAGGAACAAGAAGGAGCAGUUGUAAAAGGAGAUAGGCACCACGGGGGUUCAUCUUCUUUUACCGUAGAACAAGAAGAAAAACAAGUGUCGUUCCUCAACGAAGGUUUUGUUCUUGACGAUAGCGGUUCAUUCGUAGUCGAGGAUGCUUCCGAAGAGGAUAUGAAAAACACUAGCACUACGAGUGUUGAGGAGUUAGAAAUACAACAUCAAGGCGUAGUACCCACUCCAUCCCAAGCUUCUGAAGUUCCAGGUGUUGAAGCAGUACAAGACGACAUCAGGGGGCAAGAGGAUGACGAAGAGGAGGAAAUCCGCAGCAAGAGCAACAAGAAUGCUCAUCUUCCCUCUUCUUCCUCCACUUCCUCAGAUGAGUAUGCGUCUCCACAGCAGUGUCUUGAAGACGGUCUAGAAGAGCUAGACGCACUAGAAGCGUCAUCUCCUCCAAACACACAACCUGAUGACGACCCUGACGGAGAUGUAGAUGAUGAAGAUGAUCUAGAUCAUCUAGAGGACAAACCUCCUAGUGGAGGAGACUCUGGAGGACUCGCAGUCAACGUGGACCAAAUUUUAGAAGAAAUCGGGUCAUGGAGACAGCGAGAACCGCUUACUCCAGAGACAGAGGACAUGGAAGAAGAACUACAGCAAGAAGAAGGGCCGAAAUGUACUGCGCAGAUGACACGUGCUCUACAAUUGCAUAUGCAAGACAUCUUCGAAUUCGAAACGUCCAAUGAUGUAGCUUUGAACAAGCAGGACGCGGAGGACAAGACAACUGACGGCAGCAACAACCGUCUUCGACCUGGUGCGCGAAUCGUGAGACCAUCUCUGGCUGAAAUUGAGCGAAAGUUUAAUCCACCAAGUGCAGAAGAAGGUGGACGCAAACUAGAUGCAGUAGAGGAGGACGACAUGUCUUCUAGAAUUGCUAUUUCUGGUAAUUCUAAUUUGCCUCCAAGAGUAGACCACAGUUGGAGGACCACUUCUGGCUCACAUUCAUCUACUAGAGGUCCCGGUCCAAGAAUACCCGCUCCGACCGACUAUGGCGUGUUCACUCGUGGGAGACAACUGAAUCCAACGUCUGUUACUUCGUCUUCUGGAGCCCCAACGCCUUCGUUCAACAAGACCAGUUCUUCUACUGCAGGAUCGACAGCGGCGCAUAGUACGACACCAGGUGCUUCAUUCCUCAGUUCUCAUGGAGCGUCAAAUCUGACGUUGAGGGGUAUGAACGGUGGCGUGUCCUCUCGAUUUGGAGAUAAGCGAACUUCAUGCUUCGUCAAGGGAACCAUCGUGGAUGAGGAAGAUGUUGAGGUACCAGACGAAGAACUUUUUGCAGAAUUUUCUCCAAAGUUGAAUGAAUUUUAGCGCAGAUCUACAACUUAAAAAUUCUACUCCAAAAAUUCCAGGUCGUUUCCAGAGGAGACGGUCACGUAGGCCGCGGCGAAGAGGAAGCGGAGAUUAUGAGGCGACUGCACAAUAUCAAGCAAAUGGAGGUCAGCGAAGCAGAUAUCAUCCGACGUUUACAGGAGCAGAAAAAUGGAGGCGCGUCUUCAUCGUCUACUUAUCAAAAUGGACGAGGCAGCAAAAAUCAUGCUGGACAACAACAACAUCAUCUCAACAGUACUAGAGAUCAUGAACAAGGAGAUGAAGAAGACGAUGAGGAAGAUGGGGAUGACCCGCUUCCUCCCAUGGUCAUUUACGAGGAUACGGAUUUGUUAGAGCAAAUGACGCGACUGGAGCGAGAAGCAGAUGGCGGCGAAGAUCGUUAUGGCAGAAUUACAACUAUCGACUUUGACUGACUUUUAUUAAUACUGAUAGGUUUUUUUUUGUUGGUGCAAGCAUGGGUACUCUGCUCUCUAACCAACUUGAUGCGAGAAGGAAAGAUAUUAGCACUAAAGAUAAUCUAAAUCAAUAUAUAUCUUCUUCCUUCGUACACCUUUUCUAACCUCCAGACAGCGGCGAAGAUGCACUUACUGCAGCGCAUCGGUUGCGACUUGCUACGGACCGCGAACGUGCACGACAGAUUCUAGAGUUAGAACAGCGGAAGAUCGCAGAAAGACGCCGCAUGGAGGCAGAGGCCAUAAGAGAGGAGGAGACGCGACAGGCCAGACAAAUGGAAGAGUUAGAGCGCUUAGCCAGUACAGAACGCCACAAACGUAUUGAGGCUGAACGUCUGAAAACGGUGGGGGAAAGCAGUGAGUUUUAUGAUCGUGGUAAGUUUUACUACUUCUUCUGGCGCAAAGUGUUGGAGCAGAUGUCGAAUCCGCCGAAGCCUGAUGAAGGCCAGCAGGGUCUGCCCUUCCAUCUGCAAACUUCCGCUUGGCUUGGGAACAGCAAUGGGUCAGGAGACGCGGAACAGAGGGCGCGCGUCGAAAAACACAGGCUGUACGCUGCAGCUCAGACGGCGAUCCGACAGCUAGGCCAAGUGGAUCAUCAUCAGCAUGGAUUGUUGUACUUGGCCAGGCAUAUUACUUCGUGUGGAGGAGACUCACUAGAGUAUCCGGAUCGAACGUAUUUUGAGAAAGACGAAGAGCAGAGGAUAAACAUCAAAGUUCUAGACGAUGAGGUAGACAAAGACAUCAAGCACGACUUGUCAGAUGAGAAGAUGACGUCACAACCUCAACCUACAGCACCAGGCGCUUCUUCAUCUUCAACACAACACGAGGACAAGGCUGGAGGGGGCUCUGAGGAUAGUCGUGAACCUCCUGGAACAACAUCAAAUGUAACAAGAACUUGUGCCUCGAAGAAGUUUUCGGUCUACGGUUAUGACUUCGAGGACAUCUAUGAUACGGAGGUGGUGACUCGGGCACAGCUGGCAUCACAAGAAUUGAUGAAUAACUUGCAAAGGGAGCGGGUGGAGCUUCCUGACCUGGCAGCGCACUUCAUGUUUGCGCUAUACUCCGGUCGCAUGGCGAGUACUGCUCACGUCACAGGCGUGCUGUCGCACUUGGUUACGCAUCAUAUCCACGAGAGCAGAGGUACAACUGCACUGCUUUUUCAUCCUAUUGUGAGUAGAAAGAAGAUUAAUAACGUGUGUUCCUUCUACGUACAUUGAAGCAACUACCGAAAUGAAGCACCUUUUACCCCAUACUUUAUUAUAAGUGAUCAAAAAAUCCUUCCAAAGGGAAUCUGAUCACCUCCUCAGAUUGGUUUCUGGCGAACGACUGUUUGUAUCUGCAGUGGCUUGGCGUUUUGCUCCCAGAGAUUGGCACCAUCGAUCUGUUGUUGAUGUUGUUUCUGGGACCGAAUAGCAACUACCAACCGGGUCCUGUGAAGCAGGUCAUCGCGGAUUUGAACUGUCAGUGGGCUCGGGAGGCUUGUCAUGGGUGGUUGUCUCCCUUGUUGCGGAAAUACAUCGACGGUUUAGAAGCGGCUAUUCGCCACAGAGACCAGCAAAACAUCAUGCAGUUGCUUGAGUCGACGGACAGUCUUCAGCGUAGUGUAGUGCCGUCACCGACCUCAGUGGAGAGCACAAUCGAAGAGCAAGACGACGUGUGCAGUCGUGUUGUUUCGUCAAUCGUGGCCGGCGCGUGCACAGAUAUGAGCAGCAAGAAAACGAAUCACGUCGUUCUGAGCAACAGUGACGAGGAAACGACGGCUCCUUCGUCUAGCAGUAGUAGUAGCAGCAGUGCUGAAGAACAAGAGCAUGACGCUGCCACACCUGGCAUAUCUUCAGACGAGCAUGACUUGAAAAACAAAAAGAAUGAGCGGGGUCAACAUGAUGGUACUGUCGUAGAACAGGAGGCAAGUACUUCCUCUACAACGACAUCUGCUUCAACAACUGCUAGUACGGCAGAUUUGCCUGAUUUAGACGUGCUUCCUUCGCUGAUUUGCUUUUUCCUACGCCUUCUUGAGCACAUGGAGAAGAUUCCAAAACCCUUAAAAGAGAGAGAAACCUUGCUCUUUUUGCACACCAUGGUCGAUGAGUCUCCUUUUCUUGAGUUCCUAGCAGCUUGUGCCAAUCAGAACAAUGAGGAGUAUUGUUGGGACGCGAUCAGGUGUAUCGAGGUGGUCCUUUCGGUCGCGCCGUCGCUCGCGUAUCGGUUUAAGAAGCCGCUGUUGAGGGAUUGGAUUCACAAGCGGCCAGACAGGGAGUACAAGAGCUACAACGCAUAUUAUCCGGCAUCACCGGUUGAGGCGAUUUUAGCAGGCAACAUCGCCAGUGGAGCUGCUAACCCGAUCUUUUCGCUUCAUUUGGGCGGUGGGACCUAUUCGCUACUCUCUGCACUCGGAAAUGAACCAGGAGCUGGAGGCGUAGUUGGAGGUGCUGAAACCGCAGCGGCUAAUCCUACUACAACUAAUUCCUCUAGUGGUUACGAACAACAACAAGAUAGUAGCUGCAAUCCGUUUGCUGGGGCAGCAGUCGGUGAGAUGCAUCUAGCUCCCUUUACUGCAGCAUCAACUUCUGCGUCUUCAGAUUCAGCAAUAGGCUCUUCUGCUUCUGCAUCUUCAGACCGGAAGAACUCAUCUGAAGAAAAUUGGGCUCAGCUUGUUCAGGGUAUCCACGCGUCCAGUUCCACGAGUUGUUUUCCAGACCGACAGGGAGUUGUCAAGUUGAUAAGCGACGCUCGUGCGGAUCAGAGCUCCAAUGCUUCUACGAGGAGUUCUAGUACCUUGCGCCUUGGCAGCUACGUCACGUGCAUGUUGCGCCUCGUCUCAACGACCCUAAAGUCCAUCAGCGAGAAUGGAUGCGGCCCUUCUGCGAAUGGUCGUGACUAUCUGCCUGCUGCGAGCAGCUAUUACUACCACAACCCUGUGCCUUCGCCUGGAGGGGUAGCGGCGACUGAAGGGGGGAUGGCUGUGACGGAGAUUCUCUAUGAGAUUCCUUUAGACACCUGGCAGCGAUGGACUCAUUGGUACCAGCAAACGACGAAACGAAAUCAAACAGCGCAUCUGUAUUUGACGCAGCUCUUCAAAUUGCUCAUCACGUUCGGACAGCAACCAUCUUCGAGUAUUGAAGAUGAACAAAUGAACAAGAUGAGUCAGCAGGCAGGUAGUUGCGGAAACGUGCUGUUUCUGCGUGGUUCAGCGUCGGACGAAGGUGCUCCUUCAGCGUCUGAUGAGCAGGAGCAGUCGUGCGACAGUGGCGGAGAGGGUGGCAUCAACACCUUUAAAUCACCAGAGGACCACUGGGCUACUACAUCAAAUGUCGCUCCUGCUUCAUCGUCUAGUUGUAGUCAAAAUGAUGCAGGUGGUGUGGAGAUGAAUCAAGAAGGUGGUAGUUCUACUUCAUCUUCAACCGGCAUGCCUGGAGCGGGUGAAGAAGAGGCUGCAUCUGCUGAUGUCAGCCCUUCCUCUGGUCGGUCUGCUGCUAAAGAGAAGGCUGGCAGCAAUGUUUCAACCUCAACAUCUGGUGUUCCAGCGCGAUCAGGACGGCGAUUUGACUUUGACUUGCAAAAAGCUGUGCUACCACUGAUCCUGAAGCAAGCGCUGAGUGAGUAUGUCCGGUUCAACGACGAGAAAUACUCACAUCGUCGACGAGACGAAGCUCUGCGAGCGUUGUACUCGCACUACAGUGCUACAUACGGCGAAGGGGCUUUGGGUGAGUUUCUAGAGAACCUGAAUCUCGAUAAUAGAGCUGGUUCAUCAGGCGCUCCAAAUGAAGAAGAUCAGCAGGAUAGUACAACUUCUCCUCCGAAUCUUCAAGGGACCACUUCAAUUAAGGGCACAAGAAAUCCAGCCUCACUGUCAUCUCGGUCCCGUUUUUAAAGGGAAAAGGAGACCCAAGAUGCUGCUGAGGAUGGAUUUCCAUUAGUUCUAAUCCAAACAAAAGAAGACUGAAUCACGAUGGCGAUGAUGAUGCAGCUAAAAAUGGAGAAGGUGACGCUCCUGAGAAUGAUGACGCUUCCGAUCGCGACAUGUCGAAGGAUGAAGAGACUACAGAGGCAGGAACCCCUGAUGCCGACGGCGAUGAUGAUAUCGCAAAAUACGACGACGAGGACGAAGAUGAAACCAAUAGUGCUGGUCUUUGUCACAAAAAUUCCGAAAAAAAUGACAGCACUGACUCUGGUGAUCAAGCUGAAGAUGACGAGCACCCAUCAAGUGAGGAUACAGCUAGUGAUGGCGCGCAGAAGCCAUCCUCGUCGCGUUUCUCACGCACUGGCUUUCUUCAAUCGAUUGCAGGCAAGGCUGGCUCGCUAGCAGGAUCGCUGGUGGAUCGUGUCCGGCGUAAAGUUACCGACGUGGACGAGGACGAGUCGGGCGAUCAGGACGACGAUGACAUCUAUGAGAACUGCGCAGAGGAAGAGGAAGACGACAAAACUGAAGCUGUUGUAUCUCCUACUUCAUCUGGAGGUUCCUCUGCUUCUCCUGAAAAAUCAGCAACGACUUCUGUUUUUUCAUCAACUCGGCGCGAUGUUGGGUGUAAAGCAGGAGAGCUUGCGAAAUCGUUUUCGCUGGAAGAUGCGGAUGCAGCGUCAUCUGGUGUUCCUUUCAUAAUUGGUGGAGAUAGCGAUAAUACAGAUGAAGGACCAGCACAAGUAGAAGGAAAACUCAAUGAAUCUGAUGACUCAAUGUCGAACGCCACCUCUUCUUUCUACAGAAAUCUCGCUUUAGACGCUCUGUCAGACGACUUGAUCAAUGCAGAACUGCAUGAUGCUAUCAGCUGUUCGGCUGCGAAUAUAGUUGGCAGUGACGGAGACAGAGAUCGCACUACAACAUCUACUGACAUCAAACAUGGCACCGAUGAGGUCGUCCUCGAAGACAUCGAGGAUACGCCAGUUGUGCCUCGACCGGCAGGUAGUAGUACAACAGGUGAUCAAGAUUUGUUUGGCGAAGUAGUAGGAGAAUCUGACGAGUUGUCAGAGCAAUCGCCGUCGUUCGAGGAAGAUGGUCUUUUGGCAGGGCAGGAGGGAGUCAUGACGAAGAAGAAGCAGCCAAGUCCUGGAGAUUUGGCUGAAAUCGCGACACCAGAGGAUGAAUUUGAAGAUCAUAGCUGUGGAUCGAGUUCGGAGGAAGAGGAAAAUCUUCUCGAUUUCGUGCAAAAGACCCGACCUGACGUCAUGUCCUCUGGAGCAGAUGAACUACUGGAAGACAAUGAUCAAGAACAAGAGGAUCAACAUUUAUUCGACGGUGAAGGUGAUGAAGACAUCACAGGAGAUCAAGACUCAACAACCUCAUCGCAAGAGAGUGGAGAUCUUUUCAACGGCACGAUGGACUUCAGUUCAACUACUAUGGCUCUGGGAUCUACGGGAUUUUUUGGAGAGAAGAAUUCCUCAUCAACAACACAACUGAAACUAGCGAUGAACAAUUUGAGGAUCGACCAUGACCUUCUAGGCGAACAAGACGAGGAUGGGGAGGAGAGGGAAGAUGAACAUGGAGAGGCACCUGAAGUAAAUUUAAGGGUUGGAAGUUGACAUCUAUCAUCUCUAUGCGCAUCUCUACUAUGGCUUCUAUCUCAAGUAGGAAAGUGAUACAGAUUUAUGGGAGCUAGAGAUGGCAACUCUCAACCCCUAAUAAAUGGCGACGAUGAAGACGAAGUACGCACAGAUCCGGGUGACUUCUUUGAAGAUCGUGGUCGAGAUGGUCUUGGAGAUCAUGUGGAGGAUGACGAGGAAGAUCGUGGAGAUGGAGAUCCUUUGAAGUCUUCUGCUUUUACAGGAGGAGAGGAACAAGUGGAAGUUGGUCGUGCUCAACAAGAUGCUGUAGACGGGGACACAAACCCGCCUGUGGAGGUUGAGGAAGCAUUUUUUCAACAUGCGACUAUGGAUUUUUCCGUUGAUGCCGCGGUGGCGAGAGCCAGAUCGCCAGCUGGCGCCGUGUCUCCUAGCGGGAGUCCCCUCGUCGACGUCGCAGCGAUUCCUGAUUCGGAAGAAGAAAAGCUGCCCUCGCCACCACCAGGGAUGCGGCGAAGUAAAGUGCCAACUGCUAAAUGGGCCAUGGCUGAAGGAACCGCAGGCUACUCGGAUCUGUUGGACCAUCUUUUAGCAUCACAGAAUGCCCAACUAGUGCGCAAACUCUUCAGCAACGACGAUUUGAGCGAUGAUGAGCUGAUCGCUUCCGGCGUUAGCAGUGGUCACGAACGCAGUCAAGAAGAAGAGGAUGAGGACGUGAGUAGUCGAGACCACGAAGCUGCUACAACGAACAAGAACACUACAAGAACACUAUCUUGUUCCAACGAUAAUAUUGCUUUAAGGCUGUACCUAAUUAUACAUCUUUGGACAUCUUCACAUCCUUGAUGAAAUGUAUGGACGAGGAGUAAUAUCCCAAGAGAAUUAUACUCCCCCAUACUUUUCAAGGAUGCACUUUCGAAGAUGCAAUUACGGACCGCUCUAAUUGCUCCUACAACCGUACAAGCUCAGAGUAACGCUUCGUCUUCAGGCAGCACGCUUGAGGUCCUCGAUGACAUCGUGAACGCUUGUGCCACGAGCCUGUUUGCAACAGAAGCUGUUGGUAGUAGCGACGUUUCUUCAGGACAAGAGCAACAUCCAUCAACGUCGUCCUCUUCCUCUUCGUUGUUCUCGGAGGAGAAAGAGCAGGCCUCAACCAUGAAUGCUCCUCUUGAUGCAGACGUAAAGGACAUUCGCCUCGAUGACUGUACAUUGAGCGAAGAGGAGAUAAGUGCUAUGACGAGGCGUCUCAAGCAAGGACAGCUUAAGAUUAAGGCUACCGCUGGACCAUCCUCAACGUCAUCCCUCCUUGGCCCUUUUUUCAAGGAGAAAAAGGGACCAGGGAGGUUCUCGGGGAUGCGAGCGCGGUAGCUCUAAUAAGAACGGUGGAUCAGCAACUUCCUCAAUGCCCUCAACAUCUACUUCCGCUUCUUCAGCCUUGUCUGGUAGUGGUACUUUCUCGACGACAAGGAGAAAGGGACAAACGACCGCAACCGCUUCGACGCGACCUAGAGAAAACUUUUAUUGCCUUUUCAACGGAGAACAGGAUCGCGACUAUGAUUCACGUGGCAAUUUUUCCUCUGGAGGUGCUUCCAGUAGCUCAUCGCGUACAGAGGACCCUUUUUCGUCAAAAGAUCUCGAUGACGAUGACGAGAUAGACGAUGACGAGAUAGACUCGGAAGAAUAUCACGGCACAUCUGUAGUUGGCGGCUCAGCUUCAUCAAACACAAACAAGAAUUCUUCAAGUAGUUCUUCUUCCUCUCAAUUGUUGAAGAAGUCUUUGUCGACACCAGCGAACAACGAUGGGGAACCCGGCGGGCAUCAUCGCGUAGAUAAAGCGACGAGGCCAAAACGGAAGUUGGUUCGUGGUAGCACAGUGCAUGGCGGGUGUUCUGAAAAGCGACCACAUCUCAGUCAAGACGACUAUGCGCGCUUGCAGGAUCUGAUGAAUCGCCGUGAUCUCAUCAAGGAAUGGUGGGGAUGGGAUGGGCGCCGCAAAAAGAAUCAACAGACCCAUAGGUCAAUUUAUGGCAAGAACUUCAACUCAGUACAACUAGGCGGCCUCAAAUGAUCAAGUUCAUAUGCUUAGUACAAGUUCUUGCAGAUGAUGAAUGAGGAAUCUAAAUCCAUCUAUGUUGUUUCUUCUACUCGAUUCUCUCUGCUUGAAGGCUUUACUAGCUUUUUCUAAUCCUAUGCCCCAAGGGAUAUGUUGCCGAAGCUGAUCGAGUACGCAGAGAAGGAAAACAGAAAGCAGUUUGGUGGAGGAGGAGGCGGAUCGCCGAUAAAUCCAUUCUAGUAGGAAUUCGGAGAGGUCGAAUAUUUGCGCGAAUUACGAAUGACACAAAUUGUGAACGGGAAGAUGUAGUUUUGAGUUUUUAGAUAAGUACUUCGGAAUUCAGUACAAUGCUCACCAACAAGCUAGGUGCAUUGGCAUCCGAUAAUUGAUUGUUUAUGACUAUCUAUGACAUUGAGCUCGACGCAGGAGAAAUGGAAAUGCAUGCGGUAAGGAUGUUGAUACCAUUAUGAGUUAUUAGGAAAAUCGAAAAGAUAGUAUCUAUGGGUAUACCUGCUAUGAUCUGCAGAGAGAAGGGGCGUAAAACUAGACUAACAAAGUGAUCGCUUGCAUUUACAUGAUUUACUUCAAUUGACAAUGACAUCAAUAAAAAUAUUGUUAUAUAUUUUGUAAGAUUAAGAUCCACAUCUACUUACUGGCUUGUUACAACGCUUACAUCAUGUUGGGGAACAACAGAAACAAUUAAACUACGACCACCUACAACAUGUUGGGUAUAAAACUCACUACGACUAAAACAUCUAUUGACAUCGCCAUCAUAGUCACCAUUGUGGAUCCUUUUUUUACUGAAUGAAAGAAUUGCACAUUUUAUUUUUGCUUACCAAGACGAGAUGCUUGCAGUUGCUGCAAUGCAACAAUAAUUAAUAUUUGGUCACAGACAACUCGAUGAACAUCAUCCAAGCCUAUCGCUUCUCUUUGAUACAAAUUUUUUGAACAAAAAUGAAAUUUCACACAGACUUCUCUUAAAUACAGCUCGUACAAGUCGUUGCACUAAUAUGCAUUGGAGGUAAAAAUACUUCAUGAUCUGGCUGCUCCACCACGCACCUACAGAUGAAAACGGAAAGCGUGGAUAAAAAUAUUGUAUCUAAUAUUUGUUGUGACAGCAAUAAUCGUUUUAUUUUGUGGACAGAAGACUGACUUAGCAGAUGUUGUGAAGCAGCAAGUGAAUGAAUACAGAUCACAUCUUUCAACAACAUAGCAGUUGAAGGUGAUUAUAUCUAAUGAAAAAAAUGGCUCAAGCUGAUCAGGUCGUCAACAUGAUGGAUCGUGCGUAGUAUUUACCAUCGUGCGUAGUAUUCACCGUCAAAAAUUAUUGUAGCCACUUUCAUGGCUGCUGGGGAUAUAAUGAGAUGAUGCAAAGGAAGAUUUUUUCUGACUUUUCUGACUUUUUCUGAGACCACAUGCAACGAACUUUGCUGAAAACACGCAGCUACAAGAGAACAUAAUGAUGUAUAGAAAACUCGCUGUAGCAAACUAUGAUUGAUAU
Molecule: messenger RNA, 11591 nt
Organism: Amoebophrya sp. A25
Lineage: Eukaryota; Dinophyceae; Syndiniales; Amoebophryaceae
Source: the annotation of a GenBank genome assembly